AUGAGUUCACCUACCAGUCUAGACGACUUGUCUAACAUGCCUGAGACAGGAAACACAAUUAAGACACUACACGAGUUGAAACAAGAAUCGUCACCAGAUAGCAACAACGAAAUGAAUAUCGAUGGUGAAAUGAGCAACGACAACAGUAACCAUAGCAAUAGCAACCACAAAAUGCACACAUAUGAUGGUGAUUUUGUUAUGGAUAAUGAAUAUAAUGAUUACGAAGAGUUAAGAAAGUCCCUAGUCAACAAAAGAAGGUUAUCAAGCAUUAAACGCCCUCACGGUCCAUUUUUGGAUCACAACAACCAAAUCGAUAAGCGUUCUCUUUUGAGAUUACCAACAGAAAUAUUAUUACAAAUAUUUCACUAUUUAGAGAGAAGAGACUGGUAUUCUUUAUUAACAACAUGCUCCGAAAUCGCUGAUUUGAUCAUUGAAAUGUUAUGGUUCCGUCCUCAUAUGCAGAAUGAUUCUGCAUUCAAGAAGAUAAAAGAAGUUAUGGAAAUAAACAAAUCAGUUACUCAUUGGGAUUAUCGCCAAUUUAUCAAGAGAUUGAAUUUGUCAUUUAUGACCAAAUUAGUAGAUGACGAGUUGCUAAGUUUGUUUAUAGGAUGUCCUAGAUUAGAAAGGUUGACUUUAGUCAAUUGUGCUAAGCUUACGCGGUAUCCCAUCACUCAAGUAUUAAAUGGCUGUGAAAGGUUACAGUCGAUUGAUUUAACUGGUGUGACUGAUAUACAUGAUGAUAUUAUUAAUGCAUUGGCCAACAACUGUCCGCGAUUGCAAGGAUUAUACGCCCCGGGCUGUGGCAACGUUUCCGAAGAAGCUAUAAUAAAGCUAUUGAGAUCAUGUCCAAUGCUUAAACGUGUCAAAUUUAAUUCAAGCACUAAUAUUACCGAUGAAAGUAUAUUGGUAAUGUAUGAGAAUUGUAAAUCAUUAGUUGAAAUUGAUUUACAUGGGUGUGAAAAUGUCACCGACAAGUAUUUGAAAAGCAUAUUUUUAGACUUGACACAACUAAGGGAGUUUAGAAUUAGUAAUGCCCCAGGAAUCACCGACAAAUUAUUUGAAUCUAUUCCAGAAGGACACAUUUUGGAAAAAUUGAGAAUCAUUGAUAUAACGGGUUGCAAUGCCAUUACUGAUAGAUUGGUAGAAAAGCUUGUUUCCUGUGCUCCAAGAUUGAGAAAUGUCGUCUUGUCGAAAUGUAUGCAGAUAACAGAUGCAUCGUUAAGGGCAUUGAGUCAAUUGGGAAGAAGUUUGCAUUAUAUCCAUUUGGGCCAUUGUGGGUUGAUUACUGAUUACGGAGUAGCAGCUUUAGUGAGAUACUGCCAUAGAAUACAAUACAUUGAUUUAGCAUGCUGUUCACAGUUGACAGAUUGGACACUAGUUGAAUUAGCAAACUUGCCGAAAUUGCGGAGAAUCGGAUUGGUCAAAUGUUCCAUGAUUACAGAUUUGGGAAUUUUAGAGCUAGUUAGACGUCGUGGUGAACAGGAUUGUCUUGAAAGGGUACAUCUUUCAUACUGUACGAACCUUACUAUUGGACCAAUUUAUUUGCUAUUGAAAAAUUGUCCAAAAUUAACACAUUUGUCACUUACUGGUAUAUCUUCAUUUUUAAGAAGAGAAAUAACACAGUAUUGUCGUGAACCACCUUCAGAUUUUAACGAACACCAGAAAUCUUUGUUUUGUGUUUUCAGUGGGCACGGUGUUAACCAAUUGCGUAAUUAUUUGAAUCAAGUUGUUGAAGAAAGAACAUAUCAAAUUGACCAAGGUGAUAUUCACACUUUGUUCAAUGAACGUAGAAGGAGAUUUUUGAAUGGAGAUAUUGAUAUGGAUGAAGAAGAAAUGAAUAUUUGGGAACGAAGACGUGGAUUAGGUGUCACUGCAGAUUUAGGGCAUCCUGAUAUGGCAGAAAUAAAUCGUGAAAUAUUCAGAGAGCUUAACGAAGGCAACAUGGGUCCUGAUGAAAUGAGAGAGCACUUCCAAAGACUAAUCAGGAAUCACCAUCAACAGAGAUUACUAGAGCAUCAAAAUAGAUUGAAUCAACAAUUGGUGCAGCAACGCCAACAACAGCAACAGCAAGAACCACAGCUAGAGCAAGAAAAUUUACAAAAUCGUGGUCAAAUUGAAACCCAAGCUCCAGAUCAACUUCCAAAUGAAGGCCAGUUGCGAUUACAACCACCUCUACAACAACAAAGAGCACAGAAUACUAUUAUUAAUAACCCACAGAAUGCACCCCAAAUAGAACAGCCAGCAGUAUUUCCGAAUGGAGAAAACCAAACACUACCUUUAGUUCUAAAUGAAGACGAAGAUGUCGAUAUGGAACCAGUCGAUUUAUUUCCUAGAAAUACUUGA
This is a messenger RNA of Candida albicans SC5314, 2343 nucleotides long. RefSeq names its product SCF ubiquitin ligase complex subunit (gene GRR1). Gene Ontology annotation, molecular function: protein binding. The transcript has a single exon. Bases 1 to 2343 code for a protein of 780 amino acids. The record is from RefSeq and is a predicted model, not a curated record. NCBI's taxonomy places the organism in Eukaryota, Fungi, Ascomycota, Pichiomycetes, Serinales, Debaryomycetaceae.